GUGCGAAGGAGGCGGGGCCGCGCCUGCGCAGGCCGCCUACUAUGGCGGCCCCCACUGAACCUCUCUGCGAGAGGCUCGAGUGGGACAACAGGCUUCGGCCCUCGCCGGGUACUGCUGUACCGUGAUGAAUGUGGAGCCAUGGGCACUUGCUCCCACCCCAGCCAUGGACGAGGUCACCUUCAAAAGCGACACUGUGCUGUCAGACGUCCACCUCUACACCCCAAACCAGAGACACCUCAUGGUGCGGCUGAACGGCAUGGGGCAGCCCGUUUUUCUGUCCCAGUUCAGGCUUCUGUGGAACCAAGACGGUCAGACAGACUCAGGGGUCGAGGGUGGUGGUCCCGGAGGCACUCACGCAGAGGAGCCUCCCCCCAUGGGGGCCUGCAGCGCCGAGUCCCCUCCGAGGAGUGGCCGCUGGAGCGAGGGGGUCUCCGUCCAGGCCGGGGCUGACACCGCAGGCCAGGAGCGGGCGGGAGCUCAGCUGGACGAAGACGGGGAUUUGGAUGUCGUGCGAAGGCCACGGGCUGCCUCUGACCCUGACGCUGUGGGGCCCCCGAGAGUCAAGGUACAUCCCGUGAUUCUAACACAGGAGGAAGACGCCCUCCUGGGAGGGGGAGCACAGGAGAGCAGCCCCCACAACGUCAUCCAAAUAGAGCACACCAUGGCCACCCCCUUGGAGGAUGUCGGCAAACAGGUGUGGCGGGGGUCCCUGCUCCUGGCGGACUACAUCCUAUUCCAACGGGAACUCUUCCAGGGACGCACGGUGCUGGAGCUGGGGGCGGGCACAGGGCUCGCCAGCAUCGUCGCAGCCACCGUGGCGCGGACCGUGUACUGUACAGAUGUCGGUGCCGAUCUCUUGGCCAUGUGCCAGCGGAACAUUACUCUCAACAGCCACCUGACUGCUGCUGGAGGUGGUAUAGUUAAAGUGAAAGAACUGGACUGGCUGGAGGACGACCUCUGCACAGAUCCCGCAUUCCCCUUCAGCUGGUCCCAGGAGGACAUCUCCGACUUGCACGAGCACACCACCAUACUGCUGGCAGCCGAAGUGUUCUACGACGAUGACUUAACUGACGCUCUGUUUAAAACGCUCUCCCGACUCGCUCACCAGUUGAAGAACUCCUGCAUAGCCAUUCUCUCCGUGGAGAAGAGGCUGAACUUCACGCUCAGACACCUGGACGUCACGUGCGAAGCGUACGACCACUUCCGCUCCUCCCUGCACCAGCUGGAGAAGCUUGCUGACAGCCAGCUGCGCUUUGUGGUGGAGCCGGUGGACGCCUCCUUCCCGCAGCAACUUAUUUAUGAGCGCAUCCAGCAGCUGGUAGGUGGCCUUGCAUGUGGGGACAGGGGAGCAGCCAGGGCCAAGGCUGCCUGCUGAGUGAAACCUACGGUGGCCUCUCACCCUGUGCUUAGCGGUCAUCAUGUCCAGGAUGGGCCUGCGGGUGGCCUGUCACCUUGGACUGUACAGCACGCUCCUCCCUAUGGGCAGUUCAGGCUCUGGAGGAAACAGGACUGAGGGCGAAAGUUUGCUUGGGAGGCAUUAGGUCAGUGGGCGACGACUGAUGAAGAUCUUGAUGCAGGCGCCCAGUGCUGACAGCCAUGUCCUCACUGGCAACAUGCUGGCCUCGGACUAAGCAGGCUUGUCUGAUGGCCACCUUCCAACCUGGCAUGGCGGGAUCCCCCCACAUUAGGCCCCUGAGUGACCAUCCUAAAGACGAUGCAUGUGCCAGGUGCCGUGCUGAGCUCCUUUCAUCCACUGCCAGCAUUAGAGGGAGCGUCGCAACCCAUCACAACCCGUCGCAUCGGCAAGCACGGCUUCUUAACUGUUCUUGUGAUACAUUUCUAAUAAAAUCAGAAGCUCAGAAAAGUCAGUAUUACCCUUAAAAUCCCCUUCUGUUACCCGGAGCAGGAGUUACAGAGGCCCCCAGGUCCGGAAUUACUGUCCUCUCUGCCUCCUGGCUGGGCCUCCCUUUCUCUAGCCAGUGGAGGCCUGGGCCUGGCAACGAGGAGAGAGAGGGAGAAGGACGGCAAAGGGUGCGUUUGUUCCCGCUCCCGACCCAGGCCCCGGGCAAGCACUGAGUUUAAUUUGGGUGGUUGCCCUGGACGAGAGGGAACCUUCCAUCAGUGUCACCACCUCUGGGCAGCGUCCCAGUAGAUGGCAGAUGCACUUCUGCAGGUGAGGACGCAAGGUCUCCACUAGGAACUUGGCAUGUUUUGCUCCUCGUCCACCUGCCAGCAUUAAGGGGAGCAUCACAACCCAGAAAACAGGCUCCUUACAGAGCGGCAGCUGCGGCACACGGCACUGAAGGUCUCUGCAGGUGGAGAGUCGUGCUCUUCAGGCCCCUUGGCUGUGUCUUCUGGGGCCUUGUGGGCGGAUGCCAGCGCUCACCCUCCCAGCCUCCCUUGUACAUUAGACAGAACAGCUCAGAGCAACUCGGAAAUCGGAGGAGCUCCCGGCUCUGCCGCAGCCUGCAUGCUGUGUGGCCCACUUGUUCGGCUCUUGGUGGCUAAUUCCCUCUUUUCUGAAAUUGUCGAGUCCUGUGCUGCUUGGAGACUCCUCUCUCCGUUCUCUGCAGGAGCUCUGGAAGGUCUCGGUGGAACCAGCAACCUGACCCGUCGCAUCGGCAAGCACGGCUUCUUGACUGUUCCUGUGAUACAUUUCUAAUAAAAGCUCAGAAAAUAA
This is a messenger RNA of Manis pentadactyla (Chinese pangolin), 2680 nucleotides long. It is a transcript of the gene METTL22, whose product is annotated as methyltransferase 22, Kin17 lysine. Gene Ontology annotation, cellular component: nucleus. The record is from RefSeq and is a predicted model, not a curated record. Lineage: Eukaryota; Metazoa; Chordata; Mammalia; Pholidota; Manidae. Gene Ontology annotation, biological process: protein methylation. Gene Ontology annotation, molecular function: protein methyltransferase activity. The transcript has 10 exons. Bases 125 to 1375 code for a protein of 416 amino acids.